Molecule: messenger RNA, 1047 nt
Organism: Chenopodium quinoa (quinoa)
Lineage: Eukaryota; Viridiplantae; Streptophyta; Magnoliopsida; Caryophyllales; Amaranthaceae
Product: probable cyclin-dependent serine/threonine-protein kinase DDB_G0292550
Exons: 3
Coding region: 1-1047 (348 amino acids)
Source: RefSeq, a predicted model, not a curated record
AUGGCAAUAGGAAGUGGUAACAACAAUAAUGGAGGAGAGCUGAGUGAGGUUGUGAAGCAACUGGUAGUGGUCGCCCAACAGUUAGCAAGGAACUCGACCAACAAUGGAGAUGCUCAGGGAAAGCUAUUCAAGAAGGUGGCACAAAGCAAGCCACCAACCUAUCAAGGAGAGCCUGAUCCAAUAGAGAAGGUUAGGGACAAGUUUUAUCCUAGCUUCUUACAGAAACAAAAGACUGAGGAGUUUGCCAAUUUAGCAAUGGGAGAAAUGUCAGUGACUGAGUACUACACCAAGUUUAUUGAACUAUCACGAUUUGCCAAGGAGUCUGUUGCUACAGAAAAGUCAAAGGCUAGGAAGUUUGAGAGUGGAUUGACUACUGAUUUGCAACUAAAGUUGUGUGGACAAGUGUUUGACACCUUAGAUGAAGUGUAUGGGAGAGCUGCACACCUUUAUGCGUUGGAGUUAAAGAAAAAGAAGGAGUUAGCUGAGAUAGAAGGGAAGGAAAAGAGAAAGGAGGUGGGGCAAAACUCUAGAAACCCGCAGGGUAACCAUAAUAAUUUUAAGAAGCUGAAGUACCAACAUAACAACAACAACAACAACAACAACAACAACAACUUCCACAACAACAAUUUCCAGGGUAACAAUUGCCAAGGUGGGCGAAACUUUAAUGGUGGAUCUAGGAACUCUAACCAAGGAAAUAAUAAAGGACCAAUGCAUUUCUACUGCAAGAGGUGUAGGACGACCACCUUGGGAAAUAAUCAAGGAGGGGCUCAAAGGAACUUUCAGGGAAACAACAACUAUUUAGGGACUAAGGGGACACAACAGAAUGGAGCGAAAAGCAACAACAUUAGGAAUAAUCAGGUGAAGAGUGGAGCUCUAGGAAAACUCAACGUGAUGAGUAGGCAUGUGGCUGAUUCCACGAAGGAUGUUAUCACUGGUACCUUUUCUAUUAACUCUAUUCCUGUUAAAGUUUUGUUUGGUUCUGGUGCAACUUUUUCUUUUAUUUCAAAGGCCAUUGUUUCAAAACUAGCACACUGUUUGAAACCGUAG